AUGCUGAGGCUGUUCAGGCCAGUGGCUGGCUUUCGGGCAGCACGCCUGGCGGCGCAAAAGACCCGGAGCGCCUCCCCUCGACAGUCGAUCACUGUCCAGAGGGUGCGCUUCGCUUUCUCGCCUAGGAAAUUCGUGAGGAAUGCAUUUGUCGGCGGUUGCGUCACCUACCUUUGCUAUCAAUAUUAUGACGCUAAAGUGAUAUCCCCAAUACUGCAAUUUCUGGAUCGAGAGUACGACUCAUUGUCGACGAAGGAGAAGACAGAGCUGGACAAAGAGCUGGAAAACUUCGACGAUUCAAUAUUUUUCCCCAUCCCCUUCACGACUGCGCAGGUCCAGUCCCCUCCGUACCGAGGCAGCGACCCGGAGUGGGCACAGUUUAGCAGGAUCAGCAAAGACAAGCCGCUACAAGAAAGGAUACGAAAUGAGCUGGCCCACGAAGUGAAAGAUAUGGUUGAAAAGCACCCGAUGAUCGGUCCUCGUUACGGCAAUAGCAUGCGGAUUCGUAGAUAUUGGCUCGAUAUCGACUUUCCACCCCGACCACCUCCGACAUUCGAACAAUCUGGAAUUCUCUGGGACGAUAAUGGUCUGCAUUGGGCCGCCGAACCGAUCGACUCCUUGACAGCGACUCAAUUGCACAACAUUUUAUGGCCCACGGCCGCUGCACAGUCAAGCUGGGCAUACGCAUCAACAAUGGCCAAGCAGCACUGGUUCCAGUUUCAGAGGCUACUCGGGUUCGACGUGCCACCUCCUUCGGGCCCGCUCUCCCAACCACGAACUGCGGCACUCGAUCACCCAAAGUUCCCUUCCGCAGGACGCCAGACUCCUGACGGCAGGUCCGCUGACGCUCCCUCCGGUUCUGGCAAGGGGUCUGCAGAUAUGCAACCGCCAAAUACCGCUCCGAGUGGCGGCAAGACUAGGUUUUCCAAAGAUGUUGAUCCGUCGCUCGCUAGUAACGUUCCGCAAAUGUCCACAAGACCGUUCAUGGAGUUUCUCGCCAAACUCCGCAAGACGUGGGAACCAGCGAGGCCUCACCCGCCACGUGGCUCGAUUAUUGUGUCAGGCUUUGUGGAGCUCGAAUCUCAGAACAGCUUCAUCGUCAUCGACGUCAUCGGCUUCUGGGAUCCGAAGAAGCGGGCUCUCGAUAGCAAAUCCUCGGUCAUGAAAGCUCGCAGGAUUCAGAUGAAGUUUCAGUCUCCGGCAUGA
Messenger RNA from Verticillium alfalfae VaMs.102, 1203 nucleotides. RefSeq lists its product as hypothetical. NCBI's taxonomy places the organism in Eukaryota, Fungi, Ascomycota, Sordariomycetes, Glomerellales, Plectosphaerellaceae. The transcript is spliced from 4 exons. Bases 1 to 1203 code for a protein of 400 amino acids. The record is from RefSeq and is a predicted model, not a curated record.